AGCCCGCUGAUAACAAUGUACAUACACAUACAUAUAUAUACAUGUGUAUGUUAGCUCAGCGCGCAAUCGCCAACCGAUAGUGUCGUUGACGUGUCGAUUAUUUAAUAUUCUAAAUCAUUUAUAAUUCAAAUUAUUAGUUGCAAUUAACCAAAAAAUAUAAAAAAUACAAUGUUUUUUAACAUCUAAAUUGUUAUAUUAAAAAUUCUAUAACAUUUCUACUCAGCAUGAUUGAUUGGAUUCUUAUAAACUCAAGAUGAUAAUAAUGUGGGAACAAUAUAACAGAAUGUGUUUUGUGGUGAUUUACAAAUACCUUAUUAAAGAAAAUGAGCCAUGCAGAGUUCAGCACUGAAAGAAAAAGUGAAAUUCGUUAUAGAAAAAAAGACGAAAAACAUAUUCUAUCAGAGAUGGUGGGUUUUGAGCAUGUAGAAUCUCUCAACAAGGCUUUAGCCGAUGUAUCAACAGAGUUAACAGUUUAUUCAGAAGCCAGUGAUACAGAAGAUGAUACCAGUUGUCUUAUUUCUUCAUCAGUACCACGUGUAUCUUUUGAAGAAUCUAAGAAAAAUGGGCAAAAAAUUAAACGUGUUGAAAUGGAAGAGGACAGCGAAAAUGUUUGGACUAUCGCAGUCCAAAUGUUUAUUCCUUUUUUACUGGCUGGCUUUGGAAUGGUCGCAGCAAGUUUAUUGCUCGACGUCGUCCAACACUGGCCAGUUUUUCAAUAUGUUUCUGAAGUCUACAUUUUAGUACCAGCUUUAUUAGGAUUAAAAGGAAAUUUAGAAAUGACACUUGCUUCUAGAUUAUCUACUCAAGCAAAUCUUGGGCAUAUGGACACAAGAAAUCAGCAGUGGACAUUAAUUAUUGGAAAUUUAGCUCUCAUUCAGUGUCAAGCAAUGGUAGUUGGAUUAUUGGCUUCUUUAGCAGCUGUGAUUCUUGGUUGGAUACCUGAAGCACAAUUUGACAUUAAUCAUGCCCUUCUUUUAUGUGCCAGUUCUCUUAUCACAGCGUCUGUAGCCAGCUUUUUGCUAGGUCUCGUUAUGGUUGCUGUUAUCCUCUUUUCUAAACGAAUGAACAUUAAUCCUGACAAUGUUGCUACACCAAUAGCUGCAUCUCUUGGAGAUUUAACAACUCUAGCAUUGCUUUCUUGGAUUUCAUCACUUCUCUAUAAUGCCAUUGGCAAUCAGCCAUGGAUAGCACCGACUCUGAUAACUGGUUGCCUUCUUGUAACGCCUGUAUGGGGUUACAUUGCCGCGAAAAAUCCUUUCACAAGGGAAGUCCUCGAUUAUGGUUGGAGUCCUGUGAUAUCUGCAAUGCUUAUUAGUAGCAUCGGAGGGUUAAUUUUAGACUAUACUGUAUUAACCUAUACAGGAAUAGCUGUUUUCCAAUUGGUUAUAAAUGGAGUUGGAGGGAAUUUAGUUGCUGUUCAAGCGAGUCGAAUUUCCACUGCUCUUCAUAAAGAACAGAAUAGUGGAACUUCAAAGCCUCCUAAAAUAUGCAUCAGUCCUUUUCAUGCAUUUCUAGCUCCUGGUGGUCAUGCACGAACAGCCAGGGUUUUGUUGAUGAUGGUGAUCCCAGGACAUUUAAUUUUUAGCUACACCAUCAGUUAUCUUCGAGCCGGCCAUACUUCUUUUACUGCCAUAUUCAUUAUUAUAUAUUUAUGUGCUGCACUUUUGCAGGUUGUUUUAUUAUUGUACAUUGCCCAACUGAUGGUAGUGUGGAUGUGGACUCGUGGCAUGGAUCCCGACAGUUCAGCAAUUCCUUAUUUAACUGCUGCUGGAGAUCUUUUGGGAACUGCUCUUUUAGGUAUCGCUUUCCAUAUUCUUUACGCUAUUGGUGAUGGAGAUUCAGAUGUUGGUGAUUAAUCUACAAGUAAGUUUAUUGGUUUUUUAUGUUAUUUCAUACUAUACUGAACCAUGUUCAGAUUUUAAAAUCUUGAUAAAAUUAUGUAGAAUUUGACAAUCAGAUGAAAAGUUUAAAUAUGAAUUUUAUUUUUUUUUAUUAUUAUAUAACUUAAAAAUAUAAUUGUUUAAUUUUGAAGUAUAAUGAAAAUUAAUUAAAAAAUUUUCAUCAAUUUAUAAGCUCUAACUAGUUAAGAGGAAUAGAUUUUUACAGUCUAAUAUUCUUAUGUGAUCAGAAAUUAAAUUUAAGAAUAAAUAAAAUUAUUUUUCCAGUAUUUUUAAUUUUUGUUCAGGAUAGUAAAAUAAUUUUCGAUAUUAUUGUUAUCGAUAAAAAUUCAGGCUCAAAACAUUUUGUACCUGAAAUAUCAUUAAUAUGUAGUCAUUAGAGAUGUAAUUAUUUCAUUGGGACCUAAAGAAAAACUUACAGAAAGCCUAAAAUUCAAAUUUGAUAAAAAAAAUAUUGGUUUUAGAUUUUAUAUAAAUAUGUAUACAUAUAUAUUUUUUUAAAUCAUUUGAACAGUAUUUAUGUUCAGUAGUAUGAAUAUUCAUUAAUUCGAUGAUAUCAAAGUUAAGUAAAAAUGUUAUAGCAUUAUUUAAAGAUAUUAAAUCAGAAUUUAAGUUGUUUAUAUAUUAUCAAUCUAUGGUGCUAAAACAUUGAAAGUGAGUUCCAAAAAUCAGAAGUAAUUAUCAUUAGAAAAAAACUUCUUAAAUAAUUACAGCAAUAUUAAUGCUGAAAAUAAUUACUAUAAUAAUGAUACUUAAAUUUUAUAUUAUGUAAAAUAAGAAACUGAUCAACGGUAAAAUUAGCUUUAAGUCACCGUUCUACACAUAAUCAAAGUGUGAUAAUCACACUAUAUGCCAUUUAAAUAAUAUAAAAAGGACAAUGCAUUUGAUUUGUAAAAAGAUACUGUCUUUUAUUAUAUAUAUAUAUAUAUAUAUAUAUAUAUAUAAAAUAGAUUUUCUAAAAAUUUUUAAUCUGAUGCAAUGAAGAACUUCGAAACUAGAUUAAUUAAUUUUAAUAACAUCAAAAAAACUAUUCAAAUGUAUUAUAAUUAAUAUUGCGCACGCUGUAUAUAUAAUAUCGAGCUUAUAAAAAAUAGUCCUUGUUUAUAAAACACUGGACAUUACUGUGAUUCUCCAUUUUAUACCAUUUAUUUAGGCCAGUAUUUAAAGUUAUCUAAGUUUAUAAACUUAUUGCUAAUCAUGUACUUUAUAUUGAAAUAAAAAAAAUAUUCAUAUAAUAUUUGUAGAAUAGUUUAUGUGUAAUUAUUUAGUAAAUAGGUGUAAAAAUUAAUGUAAAACGAAGCACAGGUGAGGUUUAUUUUGAGGAAUCAUAUUUAGUAAAUAU
Chelonus insularis is the source of this 3240-nucleotide messenger RNA. Its product is annotated as solute carrier family 41 member 1-like. Gene Ontology annotation, biological process: monoatomic cation transport. NCBI's taxonomy places the organism in Eukaryota, Metazoa, Arthropoda, Insecta, Hymenoptera, Braconidae. Gene Ontology annotation, cellular component: plasma membrane. The transcript has 6 exons. The record is from RefSeq and is a predicted model, not a curated record. The coding region runs from base 324 to 1856 and encodes 510 amino acids. Gene Ontology annotation, molecular function: monoatomic cation transmembrane transporter activity.